Messenger RNA from Spathaspora passalidarum NRRL Y-27907, 773 nucleotides. It is a transcript of the gene EFB1, whose product is annotated as translation elongation factor 1 subunit beta. Lineage: Eukaryota; Fungi; Ascomycota; Pichiomycetes; Serinales; Debaryomycetaceae. Gene Ontology annotation, cellular component: cytosol; eukaryotic translation elongation factor 1 complex. Gene Ontology annotation, molecular function: translation elongation factor activity; guanyl-nucleotide exchange factor activity. The coding region runs from base 28 to 657 and encodes 209 amino acids. The transcript is spliced from 2 exons. The record is from RefSeq and is a predicted model, not a curated record. Gene Ontology annotation, biological process: translational elongation.
GGAUCAAUUCAUAACUCAAUUCCAAUCAUGUCUUUCUCCGACUUCUCCAAAGUUGAAACUAUCAAGUCAUUGAACGAAUUCUUAGCUGACAAGUCUUACAUUGAUGGUACUUCUGCUACUCAAGCUGAUGUAACCGUUUACAAGGCUUUCCAAAAGGAAUUCCCACAAUUUGCUAGAUGGUUCAACCACAUUGCUUCUUUCACCGAAGAAUUCGAUGACUUACCAGCUGGUACUGCUCCAGCCGCUGCUGCUGCCGCUGAAGAAGAUGACGAUGACGUCGAUUUAUUCGGUUCCGAUGAUGAUGAAGUUGAUGAAGAAGCUGAAAAGUUAAAGCAACAAAGAUUAGCUGAAUACGCUGCCAAGAAGGCUGCUAAGGGUCCAAAGCCUGCUGCUAAGUCCAUUGUCACCUUGGAUGUCAAGCCAUGGGAUGAUGAAACUGACUUGAAUGAAUUGUUAGAAAACGUUAAGAACGUCCAAAUGGAAGGUUUAACUUGGGGUGCUCACCAAUGGAUCCCAGUUGGUUUCGGUAUCAAGAAGUUACAAAUUAACUUGGUUGUCGAAGAUGCUUUGGUUUCCUUAGACGAAUUACAACAAGCCAUUGAAGAAGAUGAAGACCACGUUCAAUCCACUGAUAUUGCUGCUAUGCAAAAAUUAUAAUUCUAUUGGAUAGAUUUUGUAAUGAGCAUUUAUAAGUUGUUCAAUAACAUGUGUUUUAUAGUUUAUCCAUGAGUUUAUAUAGGAUAUGUAAUGAAUUCACAGAAAUAUAUCUGAGU